Closterium sp. Naga37s-1 is the source of this 953-nucleotide messenger RNA. The record is from the annotation of a GenBank genome assembly. NCBI's taxonomy places the organism in Eukaryota, Viridiplantae, Streptophyta, Zygnematophyceae, Desmidiales, Closteriaceae.
AGGCACUCAUCACUGUGCCUCCAUCACCGCCUGCUCCUCAUGCGACACUCAUGGUUGCGCUGCCCGUACUGCUUCUGAAUGGGCUGCUUGCGUGUGCUAGCAGGGAUGCUAAGCUGAUUCCCGAAUCGGAUCCUCCCCCGAGUGGCGCCUUACCCGCCGCCAUCACCACCCUCGCCAAUCUGCAAUACCUGUCCGUCCCCACCCACGCUCUCCCUUCACCACCCACCUCUCCCUUCACCACCCACCUCUCCCUUCACCACCCGCCUCUCCCUUCACCACCCACCUCUCCCUUCAUCACCCACCUCUCCCUUCACCACCCACCUCUCCCUUCACCACCCACCUCUCCCUUCACCACCCGCCUCUCCCUUCACCACCCGCCUCUCCCUUCACCACCCGCCUCUCCCUUCACCACCCGCCUCUCCCUUCACCACCCACCUCUCCCUUCACCACCCGCCUCUCCCUUCACCACCCGCCUCUCCCUUCACCACCCGCCUCUCCCUUCACCACCCGCCUCUCCCUUCACCACCCGCCUCUCCCUUCACCACCCACCUCUCCCUUCACCACCCACCUCUCCCUUCACCACCAACCUCUCCCUUCACCACCCACCUCUCCCUUCACCACCCACCUCUCCCUUCACCACCCACCUCUCCCUUCACCACCCACCUCUCCCUUCACCACCCACCUCUCCCUUCACCACCCACCUCUCCCUUCACCACCCACCUCUCCCUUCACCACCCACCUCUCCCUUCAUCACCCACCUCUCCCUUCAUCACAUCCACCAAGCGCUUUCUUCUCAUCUCAUGCUUCAGACCCUUCCCACCGGCACCAUGCUGCGUCCUUCCAUCUCAUUCCUCUCCUUCCACACGUCAGAACCCAUCCCACCCCACUGCCCUUCCAUGCCUCGCUUCUCGAAUGGUGUCAUUUCACCAGAAACUCGAUCUGUCUUACCUUGA